This is a messenger RNA of Exophiala xenobiotica, 879 nucleotides long. RefSeq lists its product as uncharacterized. Gene Ontology annotation, molecular function: catalytic activity. The record is from RefSeq and is a predicted model, not a curated record. NCBI's taxonomy places the organism in Eukaryota, Fungi, Ascomycota, Eurotiomycetes, Chaetothyriales, Herpotrichiellaceae. Bases 1 to 879 code for a protein of 292 amino acids. The transcript has 2 exons.
AUGCUCCUCGCCGAGCCGGACAGAAUCAUUGUGUGCCCAGGCGUGUACGACGGUAUCAGUGCUCGUUUGGCGUUGCGGGCGGGCUUUGACGCACUUUAUAUGACAGGUGCUGGAACGAGCAUGUCUCGUAUUGGAAUGGCGGACCUCGGCCUCGCAACAGCCACCGAGAUGAAAGAAAACGCAGAAAUGAUCUCAGGCCUUGAUCCGUCGAUUCCAGUGAUUGCAGACGCCGAUACAGGCUACGGCGCUGCAAUCAAUGUUGCAAGAACGGUGGCUGGGUACAUCCGAGCUGGAGUUGCCGGACUCCACCUCGAAGAUCAAGUGGUUACCAAAAGAUGCGGACAUCUUGCCGGCAAAGAGUUGGUUUCCAAGGAAGAAUACCUCACCAGGAUCCGAGCAGCCGUCAAGACGCGGGAACGUAUGGGCUCAGAUAUCGUGAUCAUCGCUCGGACUGAUGCGCUCGCGUCUCUGGGUCUGGAUGAAGCCAUUUCGAGGCUGACGGCCGCCGUCGAUGCGGGAGCCGAUGUUGCAUUCUUGGAAGCUAUAACAAAGCGAGAAGAGGUCAAGGCGCUGAAGGAAGCUUUCAAGGAGAGAGGUACUCCCUUAAUGUAUGGCAUGGUACAAGGGAGCAAGGCUCUCAAAAUGACCCCGGCUGAGGCAAAGGAUCUCGGGUUCAAGAUCAUCAUUUACGCAGCCCUGUGUUUGGCGCCCAUGUACAUGGCCAUCACACAAGCGUUGGAAGUAUUGAAAGCAAGCGGAGACUGUGAGAAGUACGACCCGGAGGUUAAGCCUCACGACAUGUUUGACGCUUGUGGCAUGCAAGAGCUGCUGAGCUUCGAUCUGGAAGUCUCAAGUGUGGCCCGGAAGGGUGCUCUUUGA